AUGAUUGGCGCAACCUCUUCAGCUCCAAGUGAACUUGUUAGUAUGGAUAUCGACGCUAUUGAAUCACUCUCGAGCCACUCUCCCCCGCGCUCUCCCCUUCCCGCUGAUGCCCCUGCUCCCUCGUCCCCCGAGGUUCGCCCGCUCAACGUCAAGGAUGCCUUGUCCUACCUCGAGAUGGUCAAGGUCAAGUUCCAGGACAAGCCAGAUGUCUACAACCACUUUUUGGACAUUAUGAAGGACUUCAAGAGCCAGGCAAUCGACACACCUGGCGUCAUCGACCGAGUCUCGUCGCUUUUCAACGGUCACACCGCUCUCAUACAGGGUUUCAACACUUUCCUCCCUCAAGGUUACCGUAUCGACUGCACUGUCGACGAGCACGGCCACAGCCUUAUUACGGUUACCACUCCAUCCGGCACCACCACCCAAACAACCGGCGGUCCGCCCUCCGCCCUUGCCUCUGCAUCCAUCAUCCACCCGGACUUGGCCCUCACCCAAAAGAACGCCCCGCCCAAGGUCGAGUUUAACCAAGCUGUGAACUACGUGAACAAGAUCAAGCAGCGCUUCGCCUCGGACCCAGACACAUACAAGCAAUUCCUCGAGAUUCUCCAAACCUAUCAAAAGGAGCAACAGCCCAUUGCAGAAGUCUACCAAAAGGUCAAUGUCUUGUUCGAUCAUCACCGAGACUUGUUGGAAGAUCUUCAACAUUUUUUACCCGACCAUGGUGAGAACGAUGGGGGCGCUCCUCGUCGGUCGGUGCGUGAUGAUGGUGCGCCGCCCAGCGGAAUGCGUCAGAUACAGUCCGUCAACGAUAAAAAGGCCCCAAGAAAAGACAAGUCAAUCAAGAGGAAAGACAUUGAUGAUGGUGAUAUACCUCUCACAGAUAAUUUGCAUGGACCUAGUGGCUAUCUUUACAGGCUUCCAGGAAUCAUUCCGAAGCCACAAUCAAAGGAGGGCCCGGAAACGAGGCCCUGGAAACCAGAAAUGGGAGUACUUCCAGCAAUACAGUCCGAACCUGACCUUAGGACUGUUAGUCUUCCCAGCAUAUCCUCUUUGCUUUCUAUCCUCGCCACAGAAUUAGGCACACCUCCAUUUAAGCGAGCUAGAACUGACUCCCGAAUUGAAAUGGAUUCGGUCCAAAAGCCGUUGGAACCAUGUACCAUAGAUCAUGAGGGCCGGCAAGUUAUAGCAGGAGACUCUGUGCUACCCAUGCGAGAAGCGCGGAAUGAAGCCCCUAACACUAGGGUCGCAGAAGGCGGCUUUGGUGAUGUCUGGAGAGGAAGACUAACUGAUGGGACAAGCGUGGCUAUUAAGGUCUUGAGGUAUAGCUUGGUUCGUUCCGAUGAGUCAAAAGAUAUCAAGCGUGCCAUGCGCGAGAUAUACAACUGGUCAAAGCUGGAACACAAGCAUGUACACAAACUUCUAGGAGUUACAAUGUUUCAGGAGCGACUUGGAAUGGUGUCAGUGUGGAUGGAGCAUGGUACUCUAAAACAGUAUCUGGAUCAGCAUACAAAUAUCGAUCGCCACAAACUGUGCUUUCAAAUAGCAGAGGGGGUAACGUAUCUACAUAGUGUGGAUAUGGUUCAUGGCGACUUAAAAGCUAGCAACAUUCUUGUGUCGUCGGAUGGCACUCUAAAACUUACUGACUUUGACUACUCCAUUAUCUCGGAUUGCAGUGUUGUAUUCUCUGCGACUACCCGGGGUGGUGGGGGGACUCUUCGAUGGAUGGCUCCAGAGCUUUUAAUAAGCGAAAAUCCUGUAGAAAGGAGCAAAUUCACUGAUAUAUAUGCACUCGGAAUGACUUUCCUUGAGACUGUAACAAACGCUCUUCCAUACUCCGAAUGCCAGCGCGAUGCUCAGAUAUACCGAAAACUUCAUCUUGAAGAAUAUCCCAAAAGAUCGAUGACACACUUCCCCGAUAAUAGACUUGGCAAUUCCAUGUGGGAAAUAUUGAUUAAGUGUUGGGAUUAUAAUCCUUCCUCCCGACCUACCGCAGGUCAAAUCCUUGUCACUCUUGAGACCGAGAUCAAUCUUACAAAUUAG
Rhizoctonia solani is the source of this 2040-nucleotide messenger RNA. Its product is annotated as Tyrosine kinase domain protein. The record is from RefSeq and is a predicted model, not a curated record. Bases 1 to 2040 code for a protein of 679 amino acids. The transcript is spliced from 12 exons. Gene Ontology annotation, biological process: protein phosphorylation; negative regulation of transcription by RNA polymerase II. Gene Ontology annotation, cellular component: chromatin; Sin3-type complex. Gene Ontology annotation, molecular function: ATP binding; protein kinase activity; transcription corepressor activity. NCBI's taxonomy places the organism in Eukaryota, Fungi, Basidiomycota, Agaricomycetes, Cantharellales, Ceratobasidiaceae.